This is a messenger RNA of Dipodomys spectabilis (banner-tailed kangaroo rat), 882 nucleotides long. Its product is annotated as keratin-associated protein 10-3-like. Gene Ontology annotation, cellular component: keratin filament. NCBI's taxonomy places the organism in Eukaryota, Metazoa, Chordata, Mammalia, Rodentia, Heteromyidae. Bases 1 to 882 code for a protein of 293 amino acids. The record is from RefSeq and is a predicted model, not a curated record. The transcript has 2 exons.
AUGGCCGCCUCCACCAUGUCCAUCUGCUCCAGCUCCGACGCCUGCACCCACGCCUCCUGGCAGGUGGACGACUGCCCAGAGAGCUGCUGCGAGCCCUGCGGCGCCCCCAGUUGCUGCCAGCCCCGCGGCUGCGCCCCCGCCCCCUGCCUCACCUUCCUCUGCUCCCCAGUGGGCUGUGCAUCCAGCCCCUGCUGCCAGUCCGUCUGCGCCAGCUGCUGCACACCCUCCUGCUGCCAGCCGUCUAGCUGCCAGCCCUGCUGCUGCCCCUGCUCAGCCUGCCAGCCGUCAUGCUAUGAGCCCGUGUGCCGUGAGCCCGUGUGCUGCGGGGCUUCCUCCUGCUGCUGCCAGCCAUCCUGCCAUGAGCCCGUGUGCCGUGAGCCCGUGUGCCGUGAGCCCAUGUGCCGUGAGCCUGGGUGCUGCACACCUGUGUGCUAUGAGCCCAUGUGCUGCGGGGCUUCCUCCUGCUGCUACCAGCCGUCCAGCUGCCAGCCCUGCUGCUGCCGCUGCUCAGCCUGCCAGCCAUCCUGCUGCGAGCCCGUGUGCUGCGAGCCCGUGUGCUGCGAGCCCGUGUGCUGCGAGCCCGUGUGCUGCGAGCCCGUGUGCUGCGAGCCUGUGUGCUACAGGGCUUCCUCCUGCUGCUGCCAGCCGUCUAGCUGCCAGCCCUGCUGCUGCCCCUGUUCAGCCUGCCAGCUGUCCUGCCGUGAGCCGGUGUGCCGUGAGCCGGUGUGCCGUGAGCCGGCUUCUUCCUGCUGCUGCCAGCCGUCCAGCUGCCAGCCCUGCUGCCGCCCCUGCCCGCCCUGCGCGCCGUCCUCCAGCGUGUCCCUGCUGUGCAGCUCUGCCUGCUCCCGCCAGGCGUGCUGUGGAACAAGCUCUUGCUGCUGA